Molecule: messenger RNA, 1737 nt
Organism: Elaeis guineensis (African oil palm)
Lineage: Eukaryota; Viridiplantae; Streptophyta; Magnoliopsida; Arecales; Arecaceae
Source: RefSeq, a predicted model, not a curated record
UGCAUGACAAGAACCCUCCACCUCCCCACACCUCGAUCCUCAAGGCAAGGAGGGUUGUCAAGGCCUUGGACACUCCUCCUUGAUGACCAUAAACCUUGAGAGUUCGAAAGCUGAAGGGAGAGAGAGGGAGGGAAGAAGCCUGGGUCCUAAUGGAGCUCAAAAGGACCUGGUUGAUAUCGGCAUUAUUGUUGCUUAUCUUUAUAUCAAAUGUAGUGCAGAUCGACGGUAGGAGACAUGGAAGAGGAAGACUCGUUGGUAGAAUAUUUCGUCGAAGGCAUGCCUUGGGUGCAAUCGCUCAAAGCCAAACUAUCCAACGCAAGCGGAUUGCUGCUUUCAAUGUGAAGAAGUUUGGUGCGGCUGCUGACGGAAAAUCCGACGACUCUGCGGCUUUCCUGAAAGCAUGGGAAACAGCAUGUCCGCUGGAAGGAAGAAAAAAGAUUGUUAUUCCACGGGGUGAGUACUUGGUUAACCCAAUUAGGUUCGAGGGGCCAUGCAAUGGCCUUAUGGAGGUGCUGCUCUCCGGUGUGGUGAAAGCGCAGCCCGAUAUAAAUGUUUUCAAUCAACAAGGUCACAAGGAGUGGAUCACCUUUAAUCACAUCGAUAGGUUGUUGAUAACGGGUGCUGGAACAUUUGAUGGCCAAGGAUCCUACGCGUGGCAGCACAACACAUGCUCUAAAAAGAAAGACUGCAGCCUCCUUCCUGGUAAUCUGAGACUAAACUUCGUCGCAAGAGCCACCGUCCGCGGCAUAUCCGUGGUGGACAGCAAGUCCUUCCAGAUGACUAUCUUCGGGUCCAACAACGUUAGGAUCCACCGCAUCAAGAUCAUCGCACCAGAAGAAGCCCCCAACACCGACGGAAUCCACAUCGGUAACUCGACUAACGUCAGGAUCACAGAUUCGGAGAUCGGCACCGGCGACGACUGCAUCUCCGUCGGCCCGGGAAGCAGGCAAAUCCUCGUCUCCGGGGUGUCCUGCGGCCCAGGCCAUGGCAUCAGCAUUGGGAGCCUCGGCCGAUACCACAACGAGCCAGACGUGAGCGGGGUGACCGUGAAGAACUGCACCCUCACCGGAACCACAAACGGUCUCAGGGUCAAGACAUGGCAGAAUUCCGAGAGCAGCCGUGCUUCAGAUUUCCAUUUCGAAAAUGUGGUGAUGAAUGGCGUCCAAAACCCCAUCAUCGUCGACCAAGAGUACUGCCCGGUUGGCAACUGUGAGAAAGGGGCACCGUCGUUGGUUGAGAUAAGCAAUGUCACAUUCCAAAACAUCAGAGGCACCUCGGCUUCAAGGAUGGCAGUGCAUCUCUUCUGCAGCAAAACUGUGAACUGUAAGAACGUUAUACUCCAAGAUAUAGACUUGAAGUUCGUGGAUGCCAAUUCCCCUUCAUUAGCUCAAUGUUACUAUGCCCAAGGGACAGCCACAGGCUAUAUGAAUCCUCCCUCUUGCUUCUCAUGAUGAGGACUCUGUCUUGUCCUCUCCAAAGGAUUUGCUGUCUCCAUGUGUAAUGGUGUCCGGAGACCUUAUGGGUGCUCACCCUUUUGUACUGACCCUGUACUGCGGACUUCGCUUGAAAGGAAUUCUUUUCUCCCUCUCCAAAAUCAUUCUUCUCGACGGACUCAUUGUGUUCCAAUUAACAUGAGUGGGGUGAAUGUCGUCUGAAUAAUUGCCAGUUCCCAUCAUGAUAUCUAUGUAUUAAAAGAAAAUUAGAACUUCUGAAUUUUGAAAAAAAUAUAUAUAGAGA